GUCAGCAACCCAGAAGAGAUUUCCUUCACAACAGAUCUCCAGUACCUAGAGAGACAGAGCCAGGGUAUUGGUAACAGAGAGAGAGAGACUGAUUCUGAGGAAGGCAACAUGGGAAACAUUUUAUAUUCUGGAAAGAAACAAAAAAGAUGAGCACGGCAACAGAAACAUUGUCCAACUAAGAGUGAAAUAAUAAAAGGAGAGCAAAUCUUUCCUUUGGAAGGGACGACAAGAAAAAAACAUCCUGCAGAUCUCUGGAAACAGGAGCACGGAGAAAGACAACACAAACUUCAAACUCAUUCGUAUCAGGUGAUGCUCUGGGACGGAUCAUGUCUGAAGUACAAGGAACCGUUGAGUUUUCAGUUGAAUUGCACAAGUUCUACAAUGUCGAUCUCUUUCAGCGAGGGUAUUACCAAGUGCGGGCAGCUCUGAAAAUCCCACCCCGAGUUCCUCACAGGCUGACAGCAACACUGACAGGACCCCCAGGUGAUUUGGUCCCCAGUCAGCCCUUCAUUCAUGACAACACAGUCUACAGCAAGAUAUUCCAGAUCUUGUACAGAAAUGAAGAGAUCAUAGUGAACAACUCCAGCCUUUUCAGAGUUCACCUGUUAUUGGAUGGAGAGAGGGUGGAAGAAGCGUUGAAUGAAGUAGACUUUCAGCUGAAGCUUGACCUGCAUUUCACAGACUCUGAACAGCAGUUGAGUGACAUUGCAGGAAUACCCUUGAUCAGCAGCCGAAGACUGGGUCUUCACUUCCAUCCCAGGAGGGGCUUACAUCAUCACGUACCUGUGAUGUUUGACUAUUUCCACCUCUCUGUCAUUUCCGUUACUGUGCAUGCAGCACUUGUUGCUUUACACCAGCCCUUGAUAAGUUUCCCUCGACUAAGCAAAGGGAUCUGGCUUGGGAAAAGUGGUCAUGAGAUGGAACCGAAUGUAUCAAAUCUUAAUCUUGAAAACCUCAUGUUUGGGUCUAGCUACUACAAGCAGCUUACAGUCGAGGGGAGCACUAAUGUCACCUCUGAGGACUGUAUGCAACACGUAUACCGAUGGCAUGAAAAUCUCUGCCGAACUUUACUUUCUGCUUACAAAGGACUUCUUUGCUACUUCAGUGCAAUCAUGAAACAGAUCCCAGAACUUCAUCAGAUUCGACUGGAGGACUGCCUCAUCGAAGAAACAUUGUGCCAGCUUCGCAUUAACUUGCAGAUGUUCAACAGCGCAGACAAAGUGGCAGAACAGAUCAACAGGGACCUGGCCCAGCUCUGUUCCUGUCUUGCAGCACUGUGGAGCCAGUUCCUAGACAGUAUGACACUCCAGCCAGAUGUUGCAGCUUUCUUAAGCCAAGAUCAUCACAGUUUAAGGGUAAGAAGAUUCUCAGAGGCUUUUUUCUUCAUGGAGCACCAGAAGCAGAUGGCACUUACGUUCCAGGAAUAUGUAAUCCAAAGGCAUAGUCAGAUUGCAGCAGCUGUCAGAAAUUCAUCCUACCUCACCAGUAUGCCUCCACUGCCCAUUGAGUGUCUGGAUAUAGAUGGCGAUUGGAGUAAUCUUCCUAUUAUAUUUGAAGACCGAUAUGUAGAAUCUGUUUCUAAAGCCAGCUAUAUGUUUGAUAGUGAUGCAUCUGACAGGGAGGUGGGAUCGAAAGUGAAUCAUGUGAUGGACACAAAGAUUUCAGAAUUUGGAAGCUUGCCCAUUGAAGUAAAGGGAUACCAGCAAAUACGUGAUGGUAUAUUGAAUCCUGAGGCUUUGAAGGUGCUUGCGACAAGGACAUCUGGAACACAGACACUGAAUGAAACUGUUUCCUUGGAAACGAUGUACAACUCUGUGGAUUUGGCUGCUUUUGUCAGCCAAGAAUAUGAUGAAUUUAGUGAGAAUGAAACCAAAAGUAUUCAGACCUCAGAGGCGGAUGGUUUGGUUGGACAGUGUCAAGGGGAGCUCUCUACAAUCUAUGAAAAUCAUUCUGAAUCACUCCGACUGAAUGAAAAGUCACUGAGUCCUGAGCAGCAAGAAACUGUCUCUGAAUGUAAUGAGACCAAAUUAGUCAAACAGUUGGGAUCAACAUCAGGCUUGAUGUAUAUUGAGGUAAAACCCAGCACCAAGGAUCCUUACCAGGGUGAGACUGUGUUAGUCUGUUCUCCAAAUGGGACAAAUACCAGUGAAUGCUCUGCCUCUAAUGACACUGAAAUUAGUCAGCGGGAGGAAUUCAGUGAAGUAGAUUUGGACUUGCCGUGUUCUGUUGUUAACUCUGAGCAUAUGGACAGUGAGUCUGUUGAACACGAAUUUAUAAGAAGAAGAGUUGAGGGUACUGACUAUCCCAUUAUAACUGGGGCCAUGAAACGAUCUCUUUCGUUAAUAUCUGAUUCAGGAAUAGAGAGUGAACCCAGUUCGGUGGCUUGGUCAGAGAUGCGAAAACCACUGGAUUCAUCUAGUGACCGGGACCUCGUGCACCAGAUAGUUAGAGCACAAGCAAUCCACAGGAAUUCACUGGAAGGUGGUCAGACUGAAAGUGGCACCAGUUUGCCCAGUGGGAUCCAGGCUUCUUUGACAUCAAUCAGCUCGUUGCCUUUUGAGGAUGAAGAGGAGGUGGAACUCAGCAAAUUGACCAAAUCUGUCUCAGCCCCACAGAUUAGUAGCUCAGAUCAAACAGGUGAAGCCCCUGAUUCUUUACCGCAGCAACAGAUCGCUGACGAAAAUCAGUGGCUGAGUAGGCAUCCCUUGGAGAAGGAAAGGGAAGAGCAACAUGAGAUACGUUCAGUUCAAAGAGAAUGCAGUGAGGAUUCUGAUUCCCUGUCAGAUAAAGAGAUCCCGCCAAAGCAUUUAGAAGAUUCAGUACUGAAUAGUAGCAGCAAAGUGGAGCCCAUCAAAAAUACCACCAUUUUGGCAAGAGAUCAAUGGUAUUCCUCUGAAAUGAAUAAUAAUAUUGACCAGCGUCCAAAUGUAUUCAGUGCUGAUAGCCAUAGCGAUUCGAUAAGUCACAGUGUUAAAGAGCUUGUGUGUAAGGAAGUGGAUUUUAAUAGAUUAUUAGACACAGAUGUUAACACUUCUGACCCUGACAGUCACACAGAAGAUAUUAAAUUCCUUUCUGCUGAACUGCAAAGUGGCAAUCAUGGAUCAUUCAGUGACGAGUUGCCACAUGCUGUGUUUAUCCCAAACAGCAGUGAUGGGGUAACGACGUGUGAGUUGGUGACACAACCUGACCUGCAGACAGAGGCUUUGGAGCUGACCAAAGCCGCAUUCAGCGAUGUCCCUUUGCCCGACAGAGCAUGUCAUGAAGAAACUCCCUGCCUAUACGAAGGAAAACUAGAAAUGGAGCAGCAAUGUGAUAGCUGUACAGGAAAACAAGAUGGAAGUGAAAACCCAUCAGCGCGUACCAACAACAGUGAACUUCAGCCUCUGGUUCAUAGUGGAAAUUCCUCUGGAACUGGUAACUCAGGCAUGGUCUUUGAGAAGACGAACGUGGUUGAGGUGGUCAAUCUUUCCGUUUCAUGCACAGCCACGUGUCUGCCAUUUUCUUCCAUGUUGAGGGAUUCUCCUGUUUCCUUUCCCUCAAAGCAGUUAGCGUCUCCAAUUACUAGACAGCCCAUCGGCUCAUUUGGUAUGGUCUCUUCUACUUCCCAGGAUGCUGAUGCAGAAAUCAAUGAGAAAAUGGUGAGUUUUGUUCAGGCCAAAGACGAGUUGCUAAAGGGACUGAAGUUUGAAGGGUUGUUGUACAGUAAUCUGCCUCUUCUGGCUUCCAAUAUCCCUUACUUCACUCCAGAGGAAGAGGAGGAGGAGGUGAAUUUGGAAGAGGGAAUCCACCUGAUUAUCUGUGUUCAUGGAUUAGACGGUAACAGCGCAGAUCUGCGACUUGUGAAGACGUUCAUUGAGCUGGGGCUUCCUGGUGCCAAGCUGGAUUUCUUAAUGUCCGAAAGGAACCAGAGUGACACCUUUGCUGAUUUUGAUGCAAUGACUGAUCGACUCUUGGAUGAAAUUAUCCAACAUAUCCAUCUCUACAGUCUGACAAUAUCCAGAAUAAGCUUCAUUGGCCACUCACUGGGCAACAUCAUCAUUCGCUCAGUGCUGACACGGCCAAGGUUUCGAUGCUACUUGAACAAGCUGCAUACCUUCCUGUCACUUUCCGGGCCUCAUCUGGGAACACUAUAUAACAAUAGCACAUUGGUUAGCACAGGUCUUUGGCUCAUGCAGAAGCUGAAAAAGUCUAGCUCACUGUUACAACUAACCUUCAAGGACCAGGCUGACCCUCGCAAGACUUUUCUGUAUAAACUCAGUGAAAAGCCAGGUCUGCAGUACUUCAAGAAUGUCAUGCUGGUGGCAUCAACACAGGAUCGAUAUGUUCCUUUUCAUUCUGCCCGGAUUGAAAUGUGUAAGACAGCACUAAAAGAUAGACAGACUGGUUCUGUCUACACUGAAAUGAUCAACAACCUCCUUCGGCCAGUGACAGAGACUGAGGACUGCACUUUGAUACGCUAUGAUAUUUUCCACGCACUGCCAAACACCGCCAACGCACUAAUUGGACGAGCUGCUCACAUUGCCGUCCUUGACUCUGAACUGUUCCUGGAAAAGUUUUUGCUGGUGGCAGGUUUAAACUACUUCAAGUAGCACCCCAAGUUUCUCCUCCUCACUCGCAGCACUCUAAAAUGUUCCAGCAUUUCCUGGUGCUUUCUUGUAGGAAAGCACUAACUGAGUUGGUAUUGAUUCUUGAUUACAAAUGUCCGUAUAUUAACCAUGUGAAAAACAUGAUUGUAUUGUAAAUAGUACUAAAAAUAAUUUACAUUUCAGAUUAAAUCUAUCUAAAAAAUACUUUCCUGCCUUAAAAUACACACAGAAAUUCAGCAAAGGCUUUCUAUGAGAAGCAACUUGAGUAGGAGAUUCUGAUUUAUCUUUUAUUUAUUGUUUAGCUGUUAUGUGUCAAUCUGCACGUGAUAAAAGAUGGAUGUUGGUUGCUUCCUCUGGAACAAACAUGGCACUGCAUUGGCUUCUCAGACAAAACUCAUAACUUUGAGUAAAACCAAAAUGCAAUGAAUGUCACCAGAUAACUUGCAUGCCUGCACCUGUGCCAGUUUAAUCCCAGGUGCCCCCUACAGCAGCCCAUUUUCCUUUUAUGAGAACUAUUCCAUGCAAUGAUGAGGGACCUGUAUAACAAUGAGUGAAGAAGAAUAAUCAUACAUGGGCGGUGUUAUUGUAGGUUUAGGUGAUAUUAAUUAGUGAGCAAAUGGUUCCUGACGCCCAACAAUGAGUUUGGAAAAUUAAUCACUCCCUUGUGCCUGCUGUUUCUUCUAUUAGUUAGUGUGAAGGGCACCCCAGGACUUUUCAUUAAUUUUUCAUUAACGUGUGGAUUAAUUUUAUUCAUAGCUCAGCAAAUACAGAGGCUAAUGACUUUGUGAGUCUACCUUGGCCCUGUCGAGUGAUUCAUGAUUAAAGUAAAACCAAAUUAUUUAUGUGUUGAUCAUUCUGAGGAACACCAAUACUGGGGAAUGGAAUAUUAUUUUACUAUGUUCACUAGGGCGAAGCGCUCACAGAAAAGGUGUAGCAUGGUUCAAGUUCAUCAUAAACUCAAAGCCUUAGUUUUGUGGAAGGUAAGGAAAGGAAGUUGAUUUGGGUAUAGAGGCGGUCCACACUUUAUGAACAUCUGAUCUACAAAAAUGCUCAAAAAUGCUUACGAACAAGAUCCCAUAUUAAUAUUAAUUUUAAGGAUCUGACAUGCAAACAUUACACUUAUGAACGGCUGUUUUACUUUGUGGUGUGUUGUGUUCCAGUUUGCGUACGAAUCAACUUAAGAAUGAACUCAAGAAUGGAAUGUUUGUACAUUUGAAAGAGGAAAAUUGUUGAACUGCAAAGAUAGACGAGGAGAUAGUGGCACAGUGAUCAUGUCACUGGACUAGUAAUCCAAUAGUCCAGUCUGGGGCACAGGUUCAAAUCCGAGUGUAACUUCUGCUGGAAUUUAAAUCCAAAUAUUCAGUCUGGAGGAAAAAGCUGGUCUCAGUCAUGGUGGCCAUGACACUUGUUAUCACGUGUUGUUAAAAACUGAUCUGGUUCACAAAUGUUCUUCAACGAAGGAAAUCAGUCAUCCUUGCCUGUCCUGGCUGACUUAUGGCAAUGCGCUUGACACUUAACUUCGCUCUGAUAAGGCCUAACAAGCCACUCUGUUCAAUGAAACUUAGCACUGGAGAACAUAUCCAACGGAAGAAUAGGGAAAACAAAGAGAGAGCGGAUCAAAUAGUCAUUCAGAGAGCCUGCACAGACAGACUCAGGUAGGCACCAGUCUGUGUCAGUUCACAAUUUGUUAAAGAGUCAGAUCACCAAAAUGCUAUGGCUUGAGGGAGAAAGCAAGUACAUGAUGGAAUAAACAUAAACGGUUUGUGUGUGAUUUGGUUUCUUUGGCAGAGGGGAAUGUUUUGAUCUUUAAACUUUAAUUUUUUACUAUGGCUCAUGCUGUAGCUGUAUUGAGAGUAGCUAGAUGAAGGUUGUGACUUUGUAUAAAAGCUUCAAUAAGGGGAUUUCAUAGUUAAUGUAUGCUGACUUCCAUGGAAUUAAAAUUGGGAUAGGAUAUGAAAUGGGCUGAUGACUCAUUAUCAUACAUUUUAUACUGUCAGAUAUAGUCAAGAUCGACCCACUUGACUCUGAGAUUGUUGGUAGUAAUUCCAUUCCCAAAGCAUUGAUAUGAAAAAAAUAAUUUCUACCAAACAACAAUUUAAUUUAAAAUCAUUAAAUCCAAUCCGACAACUUUAAGGGAGAGAAAACAAUCAUAACCACAUUUGGUUAACUCUUCGUUGACACCCCUAUUUAAAUCAGGCCCCACAAACACGCACUGCCUGCCUCUUUCUGUCACACUCUGUCCUUGAAAUUUACAAGUGGAAGGACGCAGUGUUAAGGUCAGGAAAUUCAGAACAAAAGUUCUCUCUCGGGUUGACAGGACCAGAUUAAUAUUUUACCAAUCAGUUUGCCAGCAAUAGCCAGUCAGAUUGGGAGGACAGGCAGUGGGCAGAGUAGGGGAGACAACUGCUGAAGACCGGGGUUAUCAGGAGAUACGGUAAUAAAAUUGUGAAAGGAGUCAGAGAAGUUGAGGGAGGAAGAAGGAAAUCUGUGGAGGGGCAGAGAUAUCAUGGAGGGAGCUGACAAGACUGCAGAGUUUUUGGACAAUUUGAGACUGCAUGCGAGGAGAUUAUAGCCCACAGCGGGUACCAAGAGGAUAUAAGAUCUUACUGAUGCGUGAUCUGAGUCUCGGAGACAUUAACUGGUUUGGUUUGAGGGAGGUGAUUGGCAGUGGGGCUGGGGUAGCUCUCCUAGCCCAGAAGCUGAGCUCUAUAGCCACAUACCUGUUCCAUCCAGCCGUCCUCACUGCCCUUUAACUGCUGGGCUUCUACAGCCAUGAAAACCCAAUCAGCCAGCAUUAAAGCUGGACCAAGGGAAUUUAUCUCAUGAGAGAGAUUUGAUCACCAGUACCCUGCACGCCCUCAUCCGGCCUCCAGUAAAAUCACGAAUAAAUUGAUCAGGUUAGAGACUUGUUACAUUUUUACUUCUCACCUGAUCCAAAAGCACCCACUUUGGAGGGGUUAUGAUUCACCAUUCUCUCCCUCACACAGAGAUCAUGGUGAAGUGAUAUUCCUUUUGAAAAAAGACCUGUUAUUGUUGGAACUUGUUGACUGAUAGGAUUUAUUUACCGACAGACUAUCAGUUGUCCCAGGAUGUUAUGACCAUCAUGAAAUUAUGAUGUCAUUCAGAUGCAAUAGAUUGGUUCAGUUUUUUUUAAGGCACUCAGGCUUCUGGACUGAACUUUCCGAUGAAUGCUGGGAACUGGAUUUUGGGACCAUUUGUGCAUCCCAGGCCUAUGCAUCUCAGCAGGACGCCCAACGGCACAACUUUGCCUGAGGCAGCCUUCCUUAUCAGGUCAGCUGAAGAUGCUGGAUGGAACAGGAUCGCAGGAGGCCCAGAAGAGGACCAGCAGCCCCACUGGGAGAGGGUCAUGGCAAAAUGGAGUUGCACUCAAAAAACUGCAGAAGUUUCCAUAACAAAGAAAGAGCUGUUAGACCCACCAGUGUGGGGCGGACACCCUGUGCAACACUAGAAGAGUUCAUUGAUGUUGGAAAAUAGCCAUUGUGUGGAGUCAUUGUUGCUCACGUGGAGUGUGUUCCCAUGGCGAUCUACCCCUGCAGCUCUUAGCCAUAAGGGGAACAGCGUCAGUGAGCCAUUCUAACAAGGUCUUUUGCUAUUUUCCUUGCCCCACUGCCCUCCCCCACAAACCAGCAUCCAAGGUUACCCAGGAAUAUGUUUUAGUCUCUGUCUAUAUGUGAAUGACACCAGGGAACAAGAAUGUGACUGAAAUUGCAGCUUUGGUGGGGAAUUAACCUUAAUGUUAGGAUUGGGUUUGACUUUAUUGUGUUUUGGAUCUCCUUCCAUUAACUGUAUAAGUGCCAGAUCCUACAAUGGUGUGUUAUUGCAUUAGUAAAUAUUCCCAUAUCAUGACAGUAUAAUGUAAGGGCCUAUGUGCACUGUUUAUCUUCCAUAAUUGCUAAUAUUUACAUACUGUGGUAACAUAAUUCUGACAGUAUUUGAGAUUAUACAUGUAAGAAUAUAAAAUCCAGUUUAUAAAUCACACUUUUAAAUGUGCUUUUCAUUGAAAUAACAGGGUAAAAGUAAAAUAAGGAAAUGAUUUAUACACUGGUGCAAUCUGUUACCUAGAUGUUAGUUACUAUUAAUGUAGGCCCCAUCAUAUUUGUGCAAUAGAAGUCCAUGGUUAGCUAAUGCUUGCAACUGACAUUUCAAAGUGGCAUCCAUCUCUGGAUUAAUCAAAAUAUGUAAAGAUUUUGCAACAUUAUUUUCAAGCUGGCGUUCUGAAAUAAAGCAGAAACUGUGGAUGAUAAUACAAUGGAUUGAACAGUAUCUGAAGAAGAAGGUAUAGUGGGCUAGAUUUUAUCCUCAUGCAAAUGCGAUAAUGUGGCAGAUUGAAUUAAUUGUCCUUUAUAAAUCCCAAAAAGGAUGGGAUGAAAAUUAUAAAGAUUCUACACUGAAUGAACAAUUCAUUCUGUCAGUGUGCUCUCCAUUGUGUGUAGAGAAAGGUUAACACCAAUAUAUUUGAUACAAAACUGCUUUGGAUUUUUUUUUAUUUCCUUUCUAAUCAAUCUGCAGUUAGGAACUAACAAUUUGUUAGUCCCUGGUCUUUUCUGCGCAAAAUUUGCUUUAACCAUAAUUCUGUUUUGUAUUUUCUGUCUUUCCACACAUUUUAGUCACCAAGUCUUAUCAAUAUUCCUCCAAGGGGAAAAAAGACCUUACCUUUUCUUUAUAUUUUCUAAAUAUUGCCUAUUUUUCUUUUGUUCUAUUGCAUAAUCUUCAUGUGAUGUUCUGUCACAAUAUUGUUUAGACAAGUGCCAGUCACACCCAAGGAUCCUAAAUGUAAAAAUCUAGUCCCCUUUUCAUUAAAACUCUUAACUGGACAAGAUGUAGGCAAUCUGCAUGUCUCCUGCAGUAUGCAAGUACAUUCUGUGGUACCUAGGAUCACUGAGAAUUAGACAUAUAACUAACGUGACUGAAAGCUUCAGAAUCAAUCGCAUACAACACAGAGUUGUGUCAAACAACUAUUCUUUAAAAAACAAUUAAGCCAUUGUGGAAUUUCAAUGGAAUUUAAUUUCUUUUCCUAUCCUUCAAUUUCUCCAUUAAGUUGUGUGUAGACAACAAUCACAAAUGCCAAUAACAUGAUCAGGCAGAACUAUGCGCAACUGUGUGAGGAAGCUCAAUUACUUGAAGUCCAUUUGACAUGACAAGGUCAUUGAAAUGUUGUUGGGUAAUGGACUGUAUUUGUUGUCACCUGCAAUCAGGGCUUGGAACAAUUGUGUUCAAUAAUAGCUCUGCUUCAGCAUCAUCCCCUCUAUAAAGUCUCAAAAAAUGUCUGAUUUCCCAUAUGGCCAGAACACUCUGCUCUUGCCACAUCUCUACACCAGGGCCAGUGUUAUGAGGUACAAGUUUCCGAGGAACUGAGAAAAAUAGAAGAUCUGGGCAACUACUGUCUAUCCUGUUUUAUUUCGGAUAAUUCACGAUCACCAAAAUCUAUUAAUUUAUGUGUUGGACUAACAUUUCAAGAUGGCUGCUCAGGGUACAUAUGCACAUUACACCCUUGCUUUUAUUACUAUAAUGGACAUAAUGAGCAGCCUUAAUGCACUCUUAUUUAAUGGUUCGAACAGUUAACAUUAGCAUUAAAUGCUUUAAUAUCAUGACCUUUUUCACAGUUCGUUUCAUUAAGUAGUUACAGAUUGAUUCUUCUCUUUUGUGAGUCUGUGUCACACACUGACAUUUUGCUAUAGGUCCAUUUACAUCCUGAAUUUCCGUCAGUCUUGUCAGUUUAACAAGGAAAUCCAAAACCAACUUGCCCUAGGUUCAGCUGCUGAAUUUGAGUAAAUCAUGUAAUAAAUGUGCUUCCCUGAACCAGUUCCAAAUCGGCUGCCAGAUAAGUGAGCUUUACAGAUAAAAUAAAAAGUUCUGCAUUAAACUAAGUAGACUGUUUUAGGUCACAGUUGAAUCUGUGAUCAAAUUAUCACUAGAUUCAUCAAGUAGAAAAGAGCAUUCCAUUUUAACCUUGCUAAUUACGAGUCUCACAUUAUAUGGAUGAAUGAGCUUGUUUUGUUAUUCUAGUCAUUUGCCUCUUUUUUUCCCCCCUCCACAGGUUAUACAAUGUAGUCAAUGACAAAUAUAAUUUCCAAUGUCUCUCUCUCAGGCCUUUUGACUUUUACAUUUUAUUAAAUGCACACUCAAUGCUUUUCCAAAUGUUCUUUUUCAGUCAGUACCAAUCCCACAAUUCAUUAUUUCAGAUAAUGUGCACCUAGCUACUGUUCAAAUCAUUAUUUAAGCCUUAGUAUAUAAAAAAAAAUAAUUUCCAGCACCUUAAAACCGAAUACCUUGUUUUGUUCAGAUGUCCUCUUCACUCAUAAUAUUCAGGCUUCUACAAAGAAAAGCUUGAUGUUAGCUGAUUAUUUUGCCUACUCUCUUCAAUCUUGGUAGCAUUUACUCCUGUAGAUCUUGAUCUAUCACCUAAAUGCAUUCAUAAGACUAGUUGGUGUUCUUGUGGUACAGUGGUCAUGUCCCUACCUUUGGGCUAAAAGACCCAGAUUCAAACCCCAUGUAUUCAGGAGGUAUAUUAGACUGUGUUUGAACAGGUUGGCUAAAAAUAGUUUGUUUCAAAUUGUUCCCAAGUAAGGCAGCCAAACACCAAAUCAAGUUUUGUAUAAGUGGCUGAUUAACAAAAAUUGAGAAAAAGAAAAUCUGUUUAAUCAUGCAAGGGACAGCCCAUUCUGCCAGUGCUGGCUGUUUGAAAAGACUAUCCAAUAAACUCCACUCCAUUGCUCUUUUACCAUAGCAGCAGAGUUCAAAUAACAAAUUCCUUGAAUGCACUCUUGGUAAGGCAACAUUUGAAAGAUUGCAACAUUUUGAGUUGGUAACUACAAAGGGACAAAUGAAGAAUUAAAACUUUUUAAUUCUGUUUCAAGUGCCAGUCAACUCUUGUGCCGGUUUCUGUUUUUAUUUCAGAUCUCCAAUAGUCACAGUCCAGGGUUUAUGGAUGUUCCUUGGUGCUCUAGCAAAUUUAAAGUGCUAUCACAACUGGACCCAUAUUCCCCCUCUCACUUAUAGUAUUACAGCUGCAGAUGGAAUAAACAAUGUCACCAAUCCAUUAGCAACUUGGAGCAUUUUGACAUAUUAGCAGUCGACCCACUUUAAACCAAACAUCAAUCUAUCCUGGUUCCAGACCCAGUACUGAAAGGAUUAACUUUGGGACAAGCAUACAAACAUACAUGGACAAUUUAAUAGAUAUCAGAUACAUGCGGAGUGGGAUGCCUUCAGACUUUGGCUGGGAGGUUCCUCAGAGCUGCUGCCAUUCUAUAUAGACAGGAAUUUUGCUACACUUAAGGCAAAAUAACCUUUGAAGAGCAUAAGCGGCACCCAGGAAUUUACCAUCCUUUAUAAUUACUCAUGUAAAUUGAAAGCAGAAAUUUAUUGUACACAUUGAUGCCAUUGCAAGAUGGAAAUCGUCUAUUUAUUUUGACUAAAACUGUGUACAGAACAGAUAGUCGUCAGUGCCAAUAUGAUUCUACUAUUUUUCUACAUUUGCUUUUGCAUCAUUCAUGGUGGCUUGUGUUCUGUGUACAAACCAAAUAAAGUUCUUGACUUCCUUUA
Rhincodon typus (whale shark) is the source of this 12149-nucleotide messenger RNA. It is a transcript of the gene fam135b, whose product is annotated as family with sequence similarity 135 member B. Bases 327 to 4589 code for a protein of 1420 amino acids. Lineage: Eukaryota; Metazoa; Chordata; Chondrichthyes; Orectolobiformes; Rhincodontidae. The record is from RefSeq and is a predicted model, not a curated record. The transcript is spliced from 21 exons.